Messenger RNA from Aspergillus bombycis, 1416 nucleotides. RefSeq lists its product as uncharacterized. Bases 1 to 1416 code for a protein of 471 amino acids. The record is from RefSeq and is a predicted model, not a curated record. Gene Ontology annotation, biological process: mycotoxin biosynthetic process. Lineage: Eukaryota; Fungi; Ascomycota; Eurotiomycetes; Eurotiales; Aspergillaceae. The transcript is spliced from 8 exons.
AUGGGGAUACUAUUGAUUCUGCUGCGGCACACCAUCAAGGCUUUAGUCAGUAAGCAAACGGCCCUCGCAGGUGUAUUGGGGCUUAUGCAGAAUAUAGCGGGGAUCUACGCGCGUGGGGAAACAUGGAAGCAAUUCCGCACCUACACUGAAUAUAGCGAUGUGAAUCAGACUAUCUCCGACGUGGCCUGGGCAAAAUUCACUACCAAUGGCUUCGUGGCUAUCCCGCACCACGAGGCGGCCGACUUCGGACUCCCCCUCGCGGAAGAUUUUCCUGAUGACCCAAGCAAGGGUGUGUACGUGUUGGAAGCGUUUCAUGAAAUGCACUGUGUGAUUUAUCUACGCGAGACAAUCCAAGCCUUAUUAUCAGGGAAGUCGGUGGAUGACAAAGCUGCUCACAUCAACCACUGCUAUGACGCUUUGCGUCAAGCUAUCCAAUGCAGGGCAGAUGAUACCCCAAUCUAUAUCCCUUACCGGUCGAGACUAACCGGUGAUGGGCAACACCGGCCGUGUCGGGAUUGGAAUGCUUUGGAAAACUGGGCUCAACGUCAUUCCGCGUGUUGGCCGACGGGGCAUUGCGCAGAUCUAGAGAUGCUAGAUCUUGAUGUUAAGACAAUGAAUAUAUCCCACUACCAGCAAGUGGAUGGAGUUGCCGAUGGUGAUGAAUUUCAAGAGACGCAACAGAGCACCCAUGAUCGACCAGAAUUACGAACAUGGAAUUUGCGGUGCAUACUGAUCGGCGUCGGUGCUGGAUUGAUACUGGGUGCCCUGACAUCCCUGAUCAUAUCCAUGGAACCAAAGGACACAUACACGAGAAAAAUGGCAGCAUGGUCGCCCGCACUUGACACAUUUAAUGAUCAGCUGUCCAUUCAACGAUUUAACGGUGCCCUUAGGGACCCCAACAAAUAUCGUGGCCCUCCCAGCCAGGAGAUCGACGAUGCAUGGGACGAGCUCAUUUACCCAGAGGGAGGCCUCGUCCGCUUGUCUAAAGCCCAACUCGACAAGAUUAAUGCAUCCGAAUAUGCGGCCGAGUACACAGAAGAGCUGGGCGGCGGCUAUAUAGCCACAAUAGAGGUAUUUCACCAACUGCACUGUGUAAACAUGCUUCGCAAAGCAACGAAUAUGGACUAUUACCUAUCGAGGAUAGACGAGUGGGAGGAUGGCAAGACGUUGAGAUAUCACUUAGAUCAUUGCAUUGAUAUGCUCCGUCAGAAACUCAUGUGCGACCCUGACGUCGGCAUGGUAACGUAUGUAUGGGCCAAGGGUUGGAAGCAACCAUUCCCAGACUUUAAUACCAUCCACAAGUGCCGGGACUACUCCAAAGUACUCGAGUGGGCCCGUAGGAAUUACGUGCAUGGGAGAGAUGUUGCCGAUAUUGAACGUGCUCCCGGGGCUCUCGAGAGAGAUACUCGUCCUUAA